Molecule: messenger RNA, 1673 nt
Organism: Pararge aegeria (speckled wood butterfly)
Lineage: Eukaryota; Metazoa; Arthropoda; Insecta; Lepidoptera; Nymphalidae
Product: proton-coupled folate transporter-like
Exons: 5
Coding region: 82-1611 (509 amino acids)
Biological process (GO): transmembrane transport
Cellular component (GO): membrane
Molecular function (GO): transmembrane transporter activity
Source: RefSeq, a predicted model, not a curated record
UUGUGUUUCGUGUUUACAAAUAUUCGGACUUGAUACAUAAGUUUCUUAAAAGAUUAAAUUGUUUAAGCGUAGCCUAAUAAAAUGGCUAAAACAGAGCAAAGUGAAACUGAAUUAAGUGAUGUGAGUGAAUCAAAUAAAAAUGGUGGAGUCGCGAGUGAUUUUGUUUCGAAGGCACAAAAUGGGAUAAAAGCAUUUUUUAAUUUCUUUACGGUGGAACCUUAUUUAUUUUGUUUCAUCUUACCUAAUAUCAUAUCAUCAGUGGCGGUUCAGAAACUAAAUAUGGAAAAAGCUUGUCGGGCUGAUCUAAAUUAUACAGAAUAUACUUGCUCGGAUGUUAUUUCUGGAAAUGCUGAAGAUAUCUAUACCCUAACUGCUUCAACUGAAGCUCAAACAAUGGUAGCCUAUAUGACUACAUGGACACAGCCAAUACAAAGUGGCAUUCCAGCUAUUGCAAUUUUAUUUAUCGGUUCUUGGAGUGAUUCCACUGGAAAUAGAAAAGCUUUGAUGCUUAUUCCAGUUUUCGGGGAACUAAUAUCCUCCUUAGGAUUGAUUCUGGCCAAUUAUUACUUUCUGGAAUGGCCACUAUGGGUAACGGGAUUGAUUGAAGCAUUACCUUCUGCGUUUGCUGGAGGUAUUUCUAUCGCUUUAAUGGGCUCAUACAGCUAUAUUGCAGAUGUAACAACAUUGGAGUCACGUACAUUUCGAAUGGGUUGCGUAGCUGUAAUUGUUACAUUAGGAAUACCAUUGGGAUCUGCUAUUAGUGGAGUGUUAACAGAAUCCGUUGGCUACUAUGGUAUUUUUGGAAUAUGUGCAGCUCUCUAUGCAUUUGGAUUUGUUUAUACUUACCUCAGAGUACAUGACAUCAAGAAUGUACCCAUGGAAGGCACAAUGUUUCAAAAGUUAAUAAAAUUUUUCCACCCAUUAAAUGCUUGGAAAACACUUUCACUUUUAUUCUUGUCACCUAAGAGAGAGUUAAUCCAAAUAUGGUUGGUUAUAUUGGCUCAUGUUGUUGUAAUGGGUCCUGUUUUUGGUGAAAGUCCGGUAUUGUUUUUGUAUACUUUGAAUAAAUUCAGUAUGGACUUAGUGGACUUCAGCUUGUUCUCUACUUAUUCCGUAUUAAUGGGAAUAUUUGGAACGGCAAUUGCUGUGAUAGUUUUCAGCAAGCGUUUACAGAUGCACGAUGCACUUAUUGGUAUUAUAGCUACCUCGUCUAAAGUAGUAUCCAGUUGCGUCUAUGGAUUGGCUCCUAACAGAUCAUGGUUCUAUUCAGGUCCAAUUUUUGACCUAUUUGGGAAUUCUGGUUCUACUGUCGUCAGAUCUUUGGGAACUAAAGUCGUGAUUCCGGAUGAAGUUGGAAAAAUGUGCUCCUUAAUCGGAUUUGUUGAAGCAAUAAUACCAGUAUUUUAUGCACCGCUGUACAGCACGGUUUAUACUAAUACUUUAGCGAUCUUCCCUGGAGCAUAUUAUAUUGUCGGUGGAGUGAUGACAGUGCCUGCGAUAUUUGUAUUUAUAAUUCUUUAUGCUAUAUACCGAAGAGAGCAAAGAGAUGUGGUUAAGAAUCCUGAUGUAAAGGAAAUGCAUGCUCACGACAACGCCGUCAGCGAAUUAUAAAACAGGAACUAAAAUGAUGAAUAGGUUCGAUAUAAUGAAUUAUGGAAAACAAACUGUACAAA